Molecule: messenger RNA, 1722 nt
Organism: Dacryopinax primogenitus
Lineage: Eukaryota; Fungi; Basidiomycota; Dacrymycetes; Dacrymycetales; Dacrymycetaceae
Product: glycine hydroxymethyltransferase
Exons: 7
Coding region: 146-1561 (471 amino acids)
Biological process (GO): folic acid metabolic process; L-serine catabolic process; tetrahydrofolate interconversion
Cellular component (GO): cytoplasm
Molecular function (GO): cobalt ion binding; serine binding; glycine hydroxymethyltransferase activity
Source: RefSeq, a predicted model, not a curated record
CGUCUAUCCCCACCCCAACAUGUUCCGAUCCAUAACGCUCAGGUCCUCACUUCGCUCUCUCUCCCACGCCCGUACUUCUCCCGUUACCCUCUCUCACUCUCAUUCUCGCUCUCGGACCGUUCCUACUCCCUUGCUGAGAAGAACGAUGGCGAACAAGGUUGCUCUCCCUGAUGAUUUCAACAAAGAUCUCUACGUCCCGCUCGCUCAGCUGGACCCCGAAGUCCAAGAGCUCGUAGACCGCGAGACUUGGCGCCAGUUCUCCGGUUUGGAGCUCAUCGCUUCCGAGAACUUGACUUCCCUCGCCGCGCUCGAGGCGAACGGGUCGAUCUUUACUAACAAGUACUCGGAGGGGUUGCCCGGGGCCAGGUACUACGGUGGGAACGAGUACGUCGACGAAUUGGAGGUGCUUUGCCAGAAGCGCGCCUUGGAGGCGUUUAGCUGUGACACGAGCAAGUGGGGCGUGAACGUCCAGCCUUACUCUGGUUCUACGGCAAACUUCGCUGCCUUUACGGCACUUAUCAACCCCCAGGACAGGCUGAUGGGCCUCGGCCUGCCUGACGGUGGCCAUCUCACGCACGGAUACUACACGGCAAAGAAGAAGAUCUCAGCCUCGUCGAUCUACUUCCAGUCCUUCCCCUACCAAGUGAAGAAGGACACCGGGUACAUCGACUACGACCUCCUGGCUGCCAACGCCAAGCUCUUCAAGCCCCGCGCGAUUGUCUGCGGUGCAUCCGCCUACCCCAGGGAUUGGGACUAUAAGCGUCUGCGGGAGAUCGCGGACGGGGAAGGAGCCUACCUGAUGUGCGACAUGGCCCAUAUCUCCGGGCUCGUCGCUGCUGGAGCACAGAACAACCCCUUCAAGUACUGCGACGUCGUGACUACCACGACGCACAAGACGCUCCGUGGCCCGAGGGCGGGGCUCAUCUUCUUCCGCAAGGAUAAGGAACAGGAUAUGGAGAGCAGGAUCAACAACGCCGUCUUCCCUGCGUGCCAGGGUGGGCCGCACAACCACACCAUCGCGGCUAUCGCGGUGACGCUCAAGCUUGCCAACACCCCCGAGUUCAAGCAGUACGCCCGUGCGGUCAUCGAGAACGCGCAGACGAUGGCAGGGUUCUUGCAUGAUAAGGGCUACAAGCUCCAGACGGACGGGACGGAGAACCACCUGAUCUUGUGGGACUUGCGUCCGCUCGGGCUGACGGGGAGCAAAGUGGAAAAGUUGUGCGAUAUGGCCGGGAUCACUAUUAACAAGAACGCCGUCGCGGGGGAUGUGAGCGCCCAGACGCCCGGCGGUGUCCGCCUGGGCCUCGCCUGCCUAACAUCCCGGUCGAUGCACACAUCCGACAUACUGCAAGUCGCCUCCUUCCUGGACCGGGCAGUCCAGCUCUGUCUCUCCACGCAGAAAGAAGCGGGCAGUAAGAAGCUGGUCGAUUUUGUAGCUGCGGCGGGGAAGAGCGAGGGAGUGAAGCAGCUGGCGAGGGAGGUUAGGCUGUUUGCUAGACGGUUCCCUUUGCCUGGUGUGAGGGAUACGAGCGCGAUUAAGGCUUUCCCGGAUGAGCACUAGGCUUGUCUGGGCGUGGGUGGGUGUGGGCGUUGUGAGGCAGAGAGGGAGAGGGGAGAGGUCAUCAACUGGUUGAGAGCGUUCAACGGGCUCUUUGUGGUAGAUCGUGUUAGCAAGUAAAAUGGCAUUCAACUGCAUUUAGGCAGUUUUUCAAUAAAUAUUUC